Messenger RNA from Cheilinus undulatus (humphead wrasse), 9788 nucleotides. Its product is annotated as matrix-remodeling-associated protein 5-like. Gene Ontology annotation, molecular function: protein binding. Gene Ontology annotation, cellular component: extracellular region. The transcript has 12 exons. Lineage: Eukaryota; Metazoa; Chordata; Actinopteri; Labriformes; Labridae. The coding region runs from base 693 to 8600 and encodes 2635 amino acids. The record is from RefSeq and is a predicted model, not a curated record.
GAUAAAUGUAGUGACUCUGGGGAGGAGGGGCUGGUCUGAUGGACUCUGACGUCAUUGCUCCUCCACAUGUGAAAUACAGUAAAGCAGCCCCUGGCUAUAACCCUUCACCUGACUUUUUCACAGUGUAGAUGGAAACAGAGUAAGAUGUUUGCAUGAAAGCUGAUACACAGGUGUAAAAGCCCCCCCCCCCCGCUCUGGAAGGAGGUCUAUCUUGUACCUCUGCGUCUCCAGAAAGCCCCUCCUUGGACAAACCCCUCAGCCUGAGCGUCACACAAAGUUCACUUCGGUGCAGUCCCCUUUCCCUGAGCUCCAACACACACACAUCCCCUGUCAUCCACACACACACAUCCACUACAGUCGUUUGCAAAUCGCGCGCCUGCUGCUACUUUUCUGUCCAGAGACGCACGAGAGGACCUGUUGGAUGCUCGAGCCCCUCUGUCCGGACUGUCUCCACCGUCUCUGUCCUCAGGACCAAACUCCUGCUACAACUUUGUUCCUGGGAUUUUUCUCUGACUUCUACAAACUCGGAGUUCAUGUCUGAAUAAACUGCUUCACUACGUCUCCCAUAGUCGAACCGUGCAGUUGGACUAAAAUCAGCAUUUCACGGUUAGAAUGAAUGAUUCCGUGAAAUAACGGACUCCUCCGGACCAGAAGGAUUUCAGAGAUAGUCCCAGCGUCUCCUCUGACUGAAGAUGUGUCGGAGUGUGUGUGUGCCGGCGGCUCUGCUCACACUCCUGCUGCUGACACUCGCGGUGCCCGAGGCCCAGACCUGCCCCAGGAGCUGUAACUGCUACCAGGCCAGUGAAGUCCACUGCACCUUCCGGUCCCUGUUCGCUAUUCCACCUGGACUUCCGGCGCACACUCGACGCAUAAACCUGGGGUUCAACAGCAUCAGCGGGAUCCAUGAAACUUCUCUGACGGGGUUAAAGAAAGUGGAACUUCUGAUGCUGCAUAGCAACAACAUCCAGCACCUUCCAGACGCAGCGUUCAGGGAUCUGAAAUCAUUGCAGAUACUAAAGCUUAGCUACAACAAGCUGAGAGAGAUCUCUUCAUCGCUGACCUUCUCUGGCCUGACCUCACUCCUGCGCCUGUACUUGGAUCACAACCUCCUCCAGCACAUCCACCCCCGGGUCCUGCUCCAGCUGCCUAGCCUGAGGCUGCUCCGUCUGCAGGGGAACAGGCUGCAUCAGCUGCACCCACACACACUGUGCACGCUCUCUCUGCUGAAUACUUAUUACUUCUCUACUCUCAGACAUGUAGACCUGUCCAACAACACUCUGACCUCUCUGCCCAGGGACAUGUUAGCCACAGCGCCUCUGCUGGAGACGCUGGUAUUGCAGGACAAUCCGUGGAGCUGUGACUGUGGGAUGAACUGGUUUCUCUCGUGGAGUCUGGCUCAUCCAGGACUCAUGAAAUGUCCUGGUGGGCCUCAGUGUCCAAUCUGUGCUUCACCAAAAUCCCUACAAGGGCAGGGGAUGUUCGAUCAGAUUGAUCUAACAUGCAGCUCGCCUGUUAUCCCCUCCCCUGGAAGAGAAACACCACCGGAAACAGAACUCAGUGAAAUCCAGUCUAGGGAAUCCUUCAGAGAGCCUUUAGGCGCUGCGACUUUGGGUCUAUCUGACCAGCAAGGGAACAGCGUUGAUCUGAGCUGCAACAUCACUCACUCCUUCGAUUCCCAGGAUAUUACUCCUCCCCCAGAUCUCUCCCCGUCUUCCUCUUCUCCUCUCCCUCUUGCCAUGUCGCUCUCUUUGGAUUGCCCCGUGGAAAGAGAGAGCUACGAGCAGCUCUGGAGGAUUCUAGCUUACUACAGCGAAACAGCCGUUCGCCUGGAGAGGGAGAUCAUGCUGGGUAAAGCUCCGGCGCUGGCCUACCGCUACAGGCAGACAGCAGAGACAGACGGUUAUUAUCACACCGGGGUCAGAGCUUCUGUUAAAGCCAAGCCGCAGUGGCUGCUGCAGCCGGCGAUUAGCAUUCAGCUAAACAGAGCGCAGUCGAAUGGGAUCAAAGUUCAACUCGUAUACUCAACGAGAGUUUCUGCCCACCCCGACCCCAUUUCUCAAUCCUCAUCAUCCUCCCCUGCGUAUCAUCCAUGGUCGCUGAUUUCAACCAAUCAGACCGCCACAGCUAUGGCAGCGGUAGCAGGGAGUAAAGUGGAGCUAGCGUGCCCUGUUUUGAGUUCUGGUAACCAGAAAGUAGAGUGGAUUCUCCCUGAUGGAUCCAAGCUCAUCUCCCCUUCUAACGACCUUGACGGUCGGUUUUUAGCAUCUUCUUCAGGCUUGCUGAUCGAGAAAGUCAAGCUUUCAGAUGCUGGGGUCUACUACUGUGUAGCACGGGCAGGCUUGGAUGUAGACGUGCUCCCGUUGCGCCUUGCUGUUGAGGACUCUUCGGUUCCACCGUCAGGAGAGCACGUCGGAUCUACUGUCAAAGGAGCUGUUGGGGAGCCUGCUAGUCUCUCUUGCACGGUCUCUGGUUCCCCAGAACCUUAUGUGAGUUGGCUGUUACCAGAUGGAAACAUAAUCCGACACGGAUUAGCUGUGUCUGGUGGGAUCACGAUACUCCCAAAUGGUAGCCUCUCUUUGCUGAACCCUUUUCAGAGAGACGCCGGACACUAUCGCUGCAUCGCAGUCAACCAAUAUGGAAGUGACUCUCUGUCCAUGCAGCUGGAGUUAAAAUCAAGACACCCCCCUUCACUCAGGAUGCCAUUCCCCAGAGGGCCGCAGUCAGCUGCUGGUAGGUCAACCAGGAUACGAGCGCCAUUGCAACGUCAAGACAUAGAAGGAUCAGGGGGUGAAGAGGAAGAAGGAGAGAGGACUUUUGUUAGCAACAGAAGGCGUCCAAGGCCGUUCCAACCUCCAACUAACAGACGUUACCCGGUUGGGCAACCCAGAGGGCGUGGGCCUACAAGGGACGUCCCGUUGAGAAGAGGGGGAAGGCCCGUGACAUCCACUGAGCAGAGGAGAAACCGCUUUGAAAACAGACACCGGGUUACCACAAACAAGCAAAGACUAGAUCCACAGAAAUGGGCCGACCUCUUGGCAAAGAUACGACAGAAGACGGCUCAAACUAAUACCAGCCAGAGCAUCACAGAAGGAGCAGAGGGAGGACGCAACGGUGGAGAGACAGACAGGCGGGAGGGAGAUGAUGACGGGAAUAAAGGUAGAGCUGAGGGUGAAGAAACUGAAGGGUCGUCUGUCGAUGAUGGGGAUCCUAAACAAGAAGGACUACAGUCCAUUCCCCCUGUUUAUACUGAAACAAACACAGAGGUGACGAAAGCGACAGAGAGUCAAACAGACACGGAGAAUGAGACAGAGAGACACACAGAGAGGACGGCUCAACCAACAGAGACAGCGACAAACCCAACACAGCAAGAAGAAGUCACGUCUAAGCCAACCCCAGGAAGAAAUGAAAUUCUCACAGAAACAAGCGAGAGAAACCAGCAAGAAGAAACCCCAAAUCUUCCUCGAAACCGGCAGAUUCCCCAGCAGGGCCUCCUCCCUAAUUCGGAGCCAAACUCGCGGCCCCAAAGCCCUUGGAACUCUCGCAGGAGGAUCGGACAGCGAAGACGAAUCAUCAACAGACAGAGGGGCCGACCUUUGAGUCCAUCCCAACCUCUCCCUGACCCGGCGAACCCAAGGUCACAAACUGACACCCCUCCAGAUCAGCUUGAUAAGUUGUCAUUGGUGUCAUCAACCGCGUCUCCAGCUGAGCGUUUUAAGACUCCUCCAAUAAAUGCUCCGUCUCCUCCUGUUUCUACUCUCGGUGUCUCUGCUUCAGAAUCUGACUCCCCCUCAGUGACUCCCCCUCCCUCCUCGACCAGCUCAUUAUCCCACUCUCACACAAAGGCACAUAUAGACACGAUGACUCACUCAGCCAGCAUCCCAGACACCGCUGAGUCCCAUCCCAUCAGCACAGUGACACCAGCACCCACUCACUCCGACACUUCCACCGUACAGAAACAUGUGCUGGACUCGCACGCCAUGACACAUACAGACACAGAAACGGGCAAACAUGUUUAUAGACCAGCAGGCGAACACGCCGACGAGCUGGAGAGGACUUCGUUAGGUGAGCCAUAUGUUCCCCAUCCCUUGGACUCGCCCACUCCUUCCUCCGUGUCUCCUCUGACAGUCCCCAGUGCAGUGGCAACUGCCAUCACGACUGCAAAAAUAACAACUUCAGCUACUCCAGAGAGCACAGGCUCUACUAGCUCUCCUGGAAGCACUCAGAGUAACCCGACAGAGAGCAAGGAUGCACUUCCCAUGAUAGUCACAAUUAGUCCAACGACUCAGCGUCCAAUCACAUCGACUAAAACGCCAACCUCAACUACUACUACUCAUUCAACCAGCUCCUCCACAGCGUUUACCACCACUACUACAGCCCCCAGCACUACAGUGUCAGUCAAAGCCGUCCCUACAACUCUGAGACCUACCACCAGUUCCACCACCACCACCACCACCACCACCACUAGCCCUACAGUAUCAGCCCAAACCUCUCCCACCACAACCCAAGCAGCUCAGCCCACCACCACUCCUGCUACAACACCAAGAAUGACAACCACAAGUGCUGCAGAAUCAUCCAGAGAGAGGCCAAGCAGCGGCCACCCCAGAGGGAAGCCUGUCUCUGGGGCUCCAAACCAGAGUCGACCCCCCACUGAAUGGAAGAACCCUGGAGCUAAUUCUAUCCCAGAUUCACACAGCAGCAGGCCGCUCCGGCCCCCCUCCUCUGUGCUCCCUGUUGUCCCAGGGGAACCAGCUGUGAGAUCCAGGCCGAGGAUUUCAGAUCCACAUAUCAGGACUGUGUCCGUCCCAGCGGAGAGUACAGCCAGGCUGGACUGUGAGGCUAAAGGAGAGCCCAAACCCUCCAUCACAUGGACCAAAGUGGCCACAGGAGCAGUGAUGUCGGUCCACUCCAGGGCUCAGCGAUUUGAGGUCCUGCCAAAUGGCACCCUUGUUAUCCAGAAUGUUCAGCAGCAGGACAGGGGCACAUACAUUUGCAGUGCACACAGCUUUCUAGGUCGUGACAGGUUGUUAACCACCCUUGAAGUGUGGACCCGCCCCCCUCGCAUGCAGCUGGCCAGUUACAGAGAAGCCACCAUUCAUCAGGGUGGAGAGCUGCACUUGGAGUGCCGUGCGGACGGCGUUCCCACCCCUCUGCUGUCUUGGGUUCUACCUGACCGCUCUGUCAUGACGUCGACUUCCCCCUCCACCGGUCGCCUCAGUAUGGACACGAACGGAACCCUCCACAUCUCUGUGACGCUACCCAGCGACAGAGGAGUGUACCGCUGUGUGGCCUCAAACUCAGCCGGCGCCGCCAGCGCCUCUGUGCGUGUACACGUGUCCUCCUUGCCCCCGGUGAUACACCAACCUAGAGAGGAGCACCUGCUCUUGUCUCCAGGGAGGCCUGUCUAUGCCCACUGCUCCGCCCGAGGGGCCCCACCGCCAACUCUGCGCUGGCGGAUCCCAGAUGGGACUCUAGUUCGACCUUCCCAGUUUCUCCAUGGAAAUCUUUUUGUCCUGCCCAAUGGGACGCUGCAUAUUCGGAGUGUUGGUCCUAAGGAUUCUGGGAGUUAUGAGUGCACUGCAAGUAACGCUGUGGGAGCUGACAAGAGAACAGUGAGGGUGGAAAUAGAAAGAGAAGGACAACUUAGAAAUGAAGCGACUGAAAAACCGUCUUCUUCUCCUUUCUAUGAAAAUAAGAACUUUCCAAUCGUCAGACACUCCUCUCCAUCGCUCUUUGAUAGAUCCAGGAACCUGCCCGACUCCUCCAGCUCCUCUCGCUCAUCUUUUCACCCACACCAACUCAAUCCCACUAACUCACCUCCCAGAAUCAAUAAAACAGUCAGCGUCUCCCCCACACUCUUGGCCAGCAUCAACAAAACACCCUCCACUGUGCCUACAAAUAACACCAGAGUCUCAAUUGGCACUGUAAACAACACAAGAGUUAUUUCUCCCCCCUCAGCUGGCUCCCCUCCCUCACCCAUUUCUCCCUUCAGUAAAGCCCGUAUCGUCUCCACCUCCCCCUCCAUCUCUACGGUCCACUAUGGGGACAUUUUACAGCUUCACUGCUCCGUCACGGGCAGCCCACCCCCCAUCAUCAUCUGGAGGACGCCCAACAGGAAGCUGGUGGACAUUCAUUUCAGUUUUGACAGACGGUUUAAGGUGCACCCUAAUGGGACCCUGUCAGUUCAGGGCGUCACAGAGAAGGAUGCCGGGGACUACCUCUGCAUCGCACGCAACAAGGUUGCAGACGAUUAUCGCCUCCUGCGCGUUUCCGUGGCCACCAAGCCUGCCAAGAUCGAACCCAAGCAGCCUCUCAAUCAGAUGGUGCUGUUUGGCAAACCUCUGAAGGUGGACUGCCAGGCAUCAGGACUCCCUGACCCAGCUGUCCGUUGGAGUCUACCUGAUGGAACCAUGGUGAACAGCGUGCUGCAGGGGGAAGAAAGAGGAAGACGAACACGGAGACUGACUGUAUUUGAUAACGGGACGUUACUGGUUCCAGCAGUUGGUAUGGGAGAGGAAGGAGAAUAUACGUGCUACGCUGAGAAUCAAGGAGGGAGAGACACCAUGAAGGUCAAAGUAAAGAUCAUGAUGACAUCUCCACCAACCUUCACUGAUGACAGAAGCUACCACCUCGUCAAAGUACGCCAAGGGGCAACCGCCACCAUUCCCUGCCGGGCCGUAGGAGACCCUGCUCCAACAGUGACGUGGUUUUCCCCAACACGCCGUGUCAUCCCCCAAAGUUUGGGAUCUGGGUUUUACUCUGAGCGGGUUGUGGUGGUGUCAGGAGGAACUCUGGAGGUGCGACUGGCUCAGAAGAUUGACACAGGAAACUACACAUGUCGAGCUAGCAACUCAGCCGGGGAGAAGAGUAUGGUGGUGAGCCUGGAGGUGGAGCCUCCUAACUAUGGAGGUGGCGGCCACGUUGGAGGAAGAGGCUGGAGUACUAGCUAUGGGCAGGGCAGUAGAUCAGGAGACAACUUUAACAAAUUAGGUAGCAACACCAACAACAAUAAUGGCUACAGCUAUAAUAAUGGUAGGUUAGGGAAUGUUGUACCAAACACUGGCGCUAAUGCUAAUGUAGCAACAAGUGGCUUAAAUCCUGCAGCUAGAAGCAAUACUCAAGAUACAGUCAACAGGCCUGUGACUGGAAUAACAACACAACUUAGUAGCAGUGUGGUCAGUGUAGGGGUUAGCGGCGGUAGCAAUGUCGGCUUCAAAGCAGAAAACACUGGGAUAAACGGAAACGGGCCGAGCAUCCCAGGUGGUAGCAAUAGCGUUGGAAGCAACCAAAAGCCAGUCCAGGCCAGUAUUGUUCAGAGGAUUCCUGGAUCUACCAAUAACGAAGUCAUUGCAGGAAAGAGUGGAAAUGAUGCUAACGUAGGUAGCAGUAUUCCAAGAAGUGUUGGAGUCUUUAGUAGCAGUGUGUCCAAUCACGGAGCUAGUUCAAUUAGAGGAAGUAGUCUCAAUAGUGGCGCCGAUGCAGGGGUGAUUAAUGCCAACAAGAAGGCAGGUGCUGACUCAAGAAGUGCUAGCAUAGCUGCUAGUAAUACAGAUGCUAUAAGCUCCACUAACAAGCCUGUGAGUGUGGCAACCACAGUGAAGCAGCGGGCAGCUAAAGGUCAAACUGUCAUUCUUCCAUGCCCCUCCCAAGGCUACCCUCCUCCCCGAGUGGCCUGGCUUCUGCCCGGUAACGGUGUGUUGCCUGCUCCUUAUUACGGCAGCCGACUCACCGUGUACCGAAACGGCUCCUUGGAGCUGCGAGGCGUGCGGGAGAGUGAUAGUGGGACUUUGGUUUGCGUGGUUAGAGGUGAGCGAGGCGAGACGAGGACUCAGGUGGAGCUGGAGGUCUCUGAAGUGACCUCAUAUGCCAUUCAAGGACGCCCUGGUCUGAAUGACCUGCCAAACCCAAGAGUCCCAAUUACUCAAAAGCCUUUAAACAGAGGCCUACCUUCGCCAGUUGUACCUCACCCUAUCGGCCCUCCGCCCCGCUCUCCUGGACCCGCCCUGGAGCCAGCAGUGAGCACUAAAACGGCCUCCUUGGUGAGCAUCAUUAAUGGGGAAACUCUUCGCCUUCCUUGCCCUGCGCCUCAAACCUACACCCAAGGCUCUCUCACCUGGACCGUGCCAAGCGGCAAGGUGCUAUCUCGCGGUGAGAGCGGCGAAUCAGGCCGUUAUCAAGUCCAAGCGGAUGGGACGCUAUCGGUGCGAGAGGCCACUGUCUUCGAUCGCGGCACCUACACCUGCAGAUCUGCCAGUUCGGACUCCUCCCUAGUUUCAGUCCUCACAGUCCCGGUCAUCGUCAUCGCCUACCCCCCUCGCAUCACAACGGGGCCUUCCCCCGUGACCUACACGCGACCCGGUGUUGCUGUGGAGCUGCCAUGCAUGACCAUAGCCACUCCUAGGGCGACAGUCACUUGGGAGACACCGGACCUGACACAACUUCAGGUCAUGGGUCAGGCUCGUAUCUAUGGCAACCGCUACCUUAGUCCUCAGGGUUCCUUGGUGAUACAGAACCCAACGAGUAGGGAUACAGGGUUUUACAGAUGCACCGCCAAAAAUGUGAUCGGAGUGGACACCAAGGCAACAUACCUGCAUGUUAUCUAAUGAGGUCAAGAGGAACGCACACACAGACACACACAUGAACACACAGGCUUCUGUGCUGGUGCAUGAACUCUUCUGCUGUUGACACUACAUGCCCAACAAGCCCAAAGGAACUGCAAGAUACUGUUAAAUCUCAGAGAAGACUCCUCUAAUGGACAAGUAUACGCCUCAUGUAUGUAUUUUAAUGUCCAUCUUUGUUUUGAAUACUGUAUUUUUCUAUCCAAGACUCUCUGAACAUACAUUUUUGUCUAUGCUAUCAGAUAACUUCAGAAAGGUUUGUUUUAUUCAACCAGUGGUACACCUUUAAUAUUUGUACCUCUAGGCCUUUAACACAAGCAAGUUUAACAGAAUACACAAAUAUAUUUAAGGGUGCUGCACAGCUGUAACGCACCAAGGGCUAACAGACUGCUUUUCAGUGUGACAAUGAGCCAAACUGAAAACUCUACAUUUAUAUUUUAGGUUUUAGGGGACUGCUAAAGGGACAUGGAUGGAAGAAAAAGAAGCUUCCUGUGUGCAUUUAGACAGAAAGCAGAAAAUCUUCAGUCUGCACAAAAUACUUUUUAGUAAUCAUGAAAACUUUCUGGGGUGCACAGUGGUGCAGUGGUUAGUGAGGACAGUCAGUGUAUUUUCAGAUCCAUUUCCUGGUUGAAACCAGACUCAAGAAAUGGGAGAAACUCUCAUUAUUCCUUUUUUUUUUUUUCAUUUUGGUCACAAAAACGGAAAAACGAAUAACAACAUUUUAAAUAAGGGGUCCCAUUUUGUUUAUUCAAUUGCGUUAUUUUGCUUUCUUCAUAAAAUGAAAUACUUGAGGAAAAGGAAAUCAUGUGACCCAUUGGAAAAGGUGAGCUUUUCAAAAUAAAAGCCUCCAUGUCAAAACAAGUGCCUUAACCCUAAACAGAAGUUUAAUCCUAUUUUUCAAAAGUUUUAGCGUGUAUUUCCGUUCCAAGGUAUCUCAGAUGAACAGUCUGGAGGAGGUCUGCUGGACUGAGUAAUCUGUGAUAUUGAUCGCCUAAACAGAAAAAAAAAAACUUUUUUUGUAUAGUAUAGGGAAGUACUUGGGCUGCAAGGCGGUGCAGGGGUUAGCGCUGUUGCCCCACAGCAAGAAGGUUCCUGAUUCGCUUCCUGGUCAGGGCCUUUCUAUGCUGAGUUUGCAUGUUCUCCCCGUGCAUGCAUGGGUUCUUCGGCUUCCUC